UUUCAAGUUUCAACUCCUCUGUAGUUCUUAACCUUACGCAAUAUACAAAAGAAAUCCCAUUUGAGUUUGUGAUCGCUCGAAAUGGAUUCUGACAAAUUCUGCGCUAUAUUCAACCUCUCUGUUCUCCUUCUAGCUCUCUGUUCUCCAUGCAAGUUCAUACAAAGCCCAAUGGAUUUUGGGCCCCUGAACUUGAUUCAGAACUCAACAAAAGCUUCGACGGACUUUGGUCGGAUUCUCUUCAACAAACCUUCAGCAGUACUAAGACCCAAAUCCCCUGAAGAAAUCUCCCUCCUCCUCAGUUUUCUAUAUGCUUCUUCUUCCUCCUCCUCCUUUAGCAGAGUCAAUGUUGCUGCCAGAGGAGCAGGCCACUCAAUCCAUGGCCAAGCUCAAGCUCUUGAUGGCAUUGUGAUCGAAAUGGACUCUCUGCCAUCUUCAAUAGAGAUUAAUAAAAAUGGGUUCUUUGCUGAUGUUAGUGGUGGGGCUUUAUGGUCUGAGCUUUUGGAGGAGAGCUUGAGGUUUGGGCUUGCUCCAAGGUCUUGGACUGAUUACCUCCAUUUAACCAUUGGAGGAACUCUCUCUAAUGCUGGAAUCAGUGGGCAAUCCUUCAAAUUUGGACCCCAAAUUAGAAAUGUCCUUCAACUUGAUGUCGUCACAGGCAACGGAGAGUUUGUUACAUGCUCACCCACCAAAAGUUCAGACCUGUUUCAUGCAGUUUUGGGUGGUUUGGGUCAGUUUGGUAUCAUCACAAAAGCGAGGAUUUUGCUUCAGGAAGCUCCUAAAAAGGUGAAAUGGGUAAGAGCUUUUUAUGAUGAUUUCAACACGUUCACCAGAGAUCAAGAGCUGUUGAUAUCAAUGCCAGAGAAAAUAGACUACGUCGAGGGCUUCAUAGUUUUGAAUGAGCAGUCUCUUCACAGCUCCUCCGUUGCUUUCUCUUCCCAGCUUGAGUUCAUCACUCAGCUCAAACAGGACAGCUCCAAAGUCUACUACUGCAUUGAGUUUGCAGUGCAUGAUUACCAAACAAAAGAAACCAAUGUGGAUCAAGUUGUGGAGGAGGUUCUGAGGAAGAUGAGCUACAUGCCUUCAUUUGUUUACAGUGUUGAGGUUUCCUACUUUGAUUUCAUAAAUAGAGUGACAAAGGAGGAGAUGAGUCUAAAGAAAAGAGGGCUAUGGGAUGUCCCUCAUCCUUGGCUGAAUUUGUUUGUACCCAAGUCUGGAAUCACCAAGUUCAGAGAUUUGCUCCUGGACAAUAUUUCAGCAAAGGACUUUGAAGGCAUUGUCCUUGUUUACCCCCUGCUGAGAGACAAAUGGAAUGCAAACACAUCAGCAGUACUGCCGGACACUGGCGAAGCGGAUCGGGUCAUGUACACGGUUGCGAUACUUAGAUCCGCUAACCCGAGUACUUGCUCGCCGGGUUGCCUCCGUGACAUCCUCCGCACGCACCGCCACAUCGCCCUCUCAGCGAGCGGGCCCCACGUAGGGGCGAAGCAAUAUCUACCCCAUCAUCCAUCCCCGGCCCGAUGGAUGGCGCAUUUUGGGCCAAGAUGGGGCCGCUUCGAGGCCCGUAAAGCCCGAUUCGACCCGCUUAAUAUUCUUUCCCCAGGGCAAGGCAUCUUCCCUAGGACUUACUCUCCUGGCCCUUACUCUCUAUGAUAUUGUUAUUAUAAAGAGAGAAUAAUUAGAGAGAUUUUACUUGGAUGUUACAUAGAUUUUUUACUUUGGUUUUAUGAGAGUUUAGGAAGGAGGAGAAAAUUUUUUUACUUUGGUGGGAUCUUAGGUUUCUUGUACAGGGAAAGGAGAUCCCUACAAGGAAAAAAGUUGGACCCAAAAUGUUGAGAGAGGAUUAUUUGCAUGUCUAAUUAAUGUGGAAAAUGAUGGAGAAAAAUGUUACCGAUGGCUUUUUAUUUAUUCAUUUGGUGAUAGGAAGACGACAUCUCACAUGUCCCCAUGCAAGGUUCCUAUUUUGGG
This is a messenger RNA of Asparagus officinalis (garden asparagus), 1965 nucleotides long. Its product is annotated as cytokinin dehydrogenase 3-like. Gene Ontology annotation, biological process: cytokinin metabolic process. The record is from RefSeq and is a predicted model, not a curated record. The transcript is spliced from 5 exons. Bases 82 to 1650 code for a protein of 522 amino acids. Gene Ontology annotation, molecular function: cytokinin dehydrogenase activity; FAD binding. Lineage: Eukaryota; Viridiplantae; Streptophyta; Magnoliopsida; Asparagales; Asparagaceae.